AUGCCUAGCCUCGGUUUCCUCAAGAAGAAACGGACGAGGGACGGUGAUCCCAAUAGCUCGACCAGCCAACCCACGAGCCCAGUCACGCCUACCAACACAGCGCGGAGCUUCGACCAUACGCCUAACCUCAGCUCCCCUGCCGCCCAGCCCUUUACCGACCCGCAGCAGCAACAACAACAACAACAACAACAACAACAACAGAAGGUCGCACCGGCCCCGAGGCCGUCUGAGGGCGAGAAGGCGGCCAUGAAUCCUGCCACUGCACACCUGGCCGCCCCUUAUGCACCUCCUGCGCACUCUCCGUCCCCGGGCACCAACCCGCAACAGAUUGCAGCCGCCCCGGGUGUGCUCCCGAGUAUCGCCAACCUAAUUCACCCCCAGCAUGACGGUGCUGCCCAACAGCAACAACAACAGAGUAUACCUGCAACACAACAACAACAGCCUUCAAAUCAACCCGGCCAAUUCCCUGCGCCGCCCGCAAACGGCGGAACAGCUCCCGCCGCCAGCCUCCAGCAGCAGCAGCCCCAACAACAACAACUCCAACAGCAACAGCAGGUAUCCAAUAUGUCACAACAACAACAACAACAACAACCAACGCCUGCCCAGACGCCACAGGCGCAGCAGCCUGUUGUGCAGCAGCAGGCCAGGCAGACAAAGGGAAAAUACUCGCUGGCCGACUUCGAGAUCCUGAGGACCCUCGGAACCGGUAGCUUCGGCAGGGUGCAUCUCGUCCAGUCGAGGCACAACCAGAGGUUCUACGCCGUCAAGGUGCUGAAGAAGGCACAGGUUGUCAAGAUGAAGCAGGUCGAACACACCAAUGACGAGCGGAAGAUGCUAGGCGAGGUCAAGCACCCAUUCCUGAUCACGCUGUGGGGGACUUUCCAGGACUCGAGGAAUCUUUACAUGGUCAUGGACUUUGUCGAGGGCGGCGAGCUGUUCUCGCUACUGAGAAAAUCCGGUCGCUUUCCAAAUCCGGUCGCCAAAUUCUACGCCGCCGAGGUGACCCUUGCUCUCGAGUAUCUACACGAACGGAAUAUCAUAUACCGAGACCUCAAGCCGGAAAAUUUACUACUCGACCGGCACGGCCACCUCAAGAUCACAGAUUUUGGCUUUGCGAAAAGAGUGCCAGACAAGACAUGGACACUUUGCGGCACACCUGACUACCUCGCGCCGGAGGUCGUGUCGAAUAAGGGGUACAAUAAAUCGGUGGACUGGUGGUCACUAGGGAUUCUGAUAUACGAGAUGCUGUGUGGAUACACGCCGUUCUGGGACAGCGGCUCACCCAUGAAGAUUUACGAAAACAUCCUGCGCGGCAAGGUCAAGUAUCCGGCGUAUAUCAACCCCGACGCCCAGGACCUGCUGGAGCGGCUAAUCACGGCGGACCUGACGAAGAGGCUGGGAAACCUAUACGGCGGCCCCAAGGAUGUGAAGCAGCAUGCCUGGUUUGCCGAGGUCACAUGGGACCGUCUCGCCCGAAAAGACAUCGAUGCCCCGUACACGCCACCAGUCAAGGCCGGUGCCGGCGAUGCCAGCCAGUUUGACAGGUAUCCUGAGGACCCCGAGAGAUACGGCGCGGGGGGCAAUGACGAAUACGGAUCCCUCUUCCCCGAUUUCUAG
Cryphonectria parasitica EP155 is the source of this 1617-nucleotide messenger RNA. RefSeq lists its product as uncharacterized. Bases 1 to 1617 code for a protein of 538 amino acids. The record is from RefSeq and is a predicted model, not a curated record. The transcript has 4 exons. Lineage: Eukaryota; Fungi; Ascomycota; Sordariomycetes; Diaporthales; Cryphonectriaceae. Gene Ontology annotation, cellular component: nucleus; cAMP-dependent protein kinase complex. Gene Ontology annotation, biological process: peptidyl-serine phosphorylation. Gene Ontology annotation, molecular function: cAMP-dependent protein kinase activity; ATP binding.